Messenger RNA from Spodoptera litura, 735 nucleotides. RefSeq lists its product as uncharacterized. The record is from RefSeq and is a predicted model, not a curated record. Gene Ontology annotation, cellular component: synaptonemal complex. Gene Ontology annotation, biological process: homologous chromosome pairing at meiosis; protein sumoylation; reciprocal meiotic recombination. Gene Ontology annotation, molecular function: SUMO transferase activity. Lineage: Eukaryota; Metazoa; Arthropoda; Insecta; Lepidoptera; Noctuidae.
UGUGAUGUGAGGUUGAUUAUCGUUUGAUUAAUGAUGGAUUGGAUUCAUUGCAAUAAUUGUUUUGCUCAAUUAGAACCUGGCAUUACUUUACACUUAACGUCAUGUGGUCACAUGUUUUGUAACUGUUGUUUAGAAAAAGGCGGUAAAGACAGUACAUGUUUAAUAUGCCGAGCGCCGUGUUCCAUCAUGAAACUCGUUCCGGACAUGAAACAAGAGAUUCAAGAUUACUUUACCGAUCCGGAGGAACUAAUUAAAAAGUCCUGUGAGGUGUUACAGUUUCAGAGGCAACAUAGACGGCGGUUGUUAUCUUAUUUAUUACAAUCGACGAAAAAGUUUCAAACAGCCCGUACUGAGUUGAAACGUAUGACGGAACUGUGCCAAAAGCAACAUAACCAGCUGAAGGAGUACCAGAGAACCAUAAGGAGUUUAGAAGCUCAACUGGCGAGCCAAUCGAAGCAAAUAUCGCCGUUCAACAUCCCCAUAUCGCCAGGGACCAAUAUAUCCCCAAGCUUCGUGCAAACCACGCCGACUUAUAAGCGAAAUGCGAAAAGUACGCCGUUCUCGGUCCAGUAUCAGUCCAACCUGGUGACCCCGACGCGGAUAAGCAAGCAGAGGUCGGCCAACAUCAGCGCGCAUAGUCAGCGUUCAAACACUUCAAACAAGAUAUCUUCAACAGUCUUCACUCCACCGACUCCAGAGUCCGCUGGGUACUCCAACUUUUUAAAGAGUCUUUAA